Suillus paluster is the source of this 357-nucleotide messenger RNA. RefSeq lists its product as uncharacterized. NCBI's taxonomy places the organism in Eukaryota, Fungi, Basidiomycota, Agaricomycetes, Boletales, Suillaceae. The record is from RefSeq and is a predicted model, not a curated record. The transcript is spliced from 2 exons. Bases 1 to 357 code for a protein of 118 amino acids.
AUGAACCAAUUCAGCAAGGAUGAAUAUGCUGCAGAGAGGGAGAAAAACCAAUAUUUUCCUUUCACUAGCAAACUGGACUGGGAGAUGGCAUCGUUUAUUCUUCGGUCUGAUCUUAGCAUGGCCGAUAUUGACGAGUAUCUUAAUCUCAAAUUUGUGAGAUGUGCUGAAUUGCUCCCAGCUCCCCCUCAAUGGAAGUAUCAAAGGGUCACUACUGAGUUUCCAAUGACAAAUACCCUUCAAAUAUUUUAUUGGGAUGCAAUCGAGUGCUUGCAGUCACUUCUCAGUCACCCACUGUUGGCCGCCAGCUUUGAUUUCAUCCCGCACAAGGUUUACAAGUCUGCUGAAUGUGCUGUUUGA